This is a messenger RNA of Eucalyptus grandis, 513 nucleotides long. Its product is annotated as polyol transporter 5-like. Gene Ontology annotation, cellular component: membrane. Gene Ontology annotation, molecular function: myo-inositol:proton symporter activity. NCBI's taxonomy places the organism in Eukaryota, Viridiplantae, Streptophyta, Magnoliopsida, Myrtales, Myrtaceae. The coding region runs from base 1 to 513 and encodes 170 amino acids. The transcript is spliced from 2 exons. Gene Ontology annotation, biological process: transmembrane transport. The record is from RefSeq and is a predicted model, not a curated record.
AUGCCAGAAUCGCUGAAGUGGCUCAUCAUGCGGGGCCACCUAGGCUUCGCCAAGCCCAUCUUUACCAAGACCUCCAAAUAUGAGGAAGAGGCUGCACUCCGGCUUGCCCAAAUCAAGAAGGAUGCUAGCAUACCUAAGGAGUGUGACCAUGACAUUGUGGACACCCAUCAGAAUAUGGGCAUGUGCCCUACAUCAUCCCGUCCUUCCAAAAGACUCAUUGUAAGCUUGAUGGUUGAUUUGCUAAAGAUACUAUAUGUCAUCUUCACCACCUAUUUCAUCAACCAGCUCGGGCAGCGGCGGCUAUUGCUUAGCAGCAUUGGUGGAGUUGUCAUCUUACUAGUCUCCUUUAAAGCGUGCCUCGGAUUCAUUGAGGCCAGCAACAUGAGGCCCUUGUGGGCAGUGGUGACGUGCUUGGUCACGAGGAUUGGGUACGUGAUCUCCUUCUCCAUCGGGCUGGCACCGAUAGCAGCAGUCUACUGUUCAAAGAUCUUCCCCACAAGAUUGUGUGCAUAG